GAUUGCCUUCCCCCUUGAGUACCAGACUGCUGAGACUGGAUCAUUUCCUCAUUUCCAUCCUGACUGCAGUUUGUGGGUCUGAUUCUACACCUGAGGGAACUGUACCCUGAACCCAAGCCCAAUUCUGGAGACUUUGGAUAACUCUUAAGAGACAAGCAAACUGAUGAAAAUUGGGCUCAGGAUGCUGUUGCUACGAGCUGUUCUACUGCUACUAGUCCUGCCUGCUCACGGCCAGGACUCUGUGGCAGAAGGGCCUGGAGUCCUGCUUCCCCUGCCGAAGGGGGCCUGCCCAGGUUGGAUGGCAGGCAUCCCGGGGCAUCCUGGCCACAAUGGGACCCCAGGCCGUGAUGGCAGAGAUGGCACCCCUGGUGAAAAGGGUGAGAAAGGAGAUCCAGGUCUUGUUGGUCCUAAGGGUGACACUGGUGAAACUGGAAUAACUGGGGUUGAAGGUCCCCGAGGCUUUCCAGGAACCCCAGGAAGGAAAGGAGAACCUGGGGAAAGUGCCUAUGUACACCGUUCGGCAUUCAGUGUGGGGUUGGAGAGUCGGAUCACUGUCCCCAAUGUUCCCAUUCGCUUUACCAAAAUCUUCUACAAUCUGCAAAACCACUACGAUGGCACCACUGGAAAAUUUCACUGCAACAUUCCUGGGCUGUACUACUUCUCCUACCACAUCACAGUCUACUUGAAGGAUGUCAAGGUCAGCCUCUACAAGAAAGACAAGGCUAUGCUCUUCACCUACGACCAGUACCAGGAGAAGAACGUGGACCAGGCCUCUGGCUCUGUGCUCCUUCAUCUGGAAGUGGGUGACCAAGUCUGGCUCCAGGUGUACGGGGAUGGGGACUCCUAUGGGAUCUACGCAGAUAACGUCAAUGACUCCACCUUUACGGGCUUCCUUCUCUACCAUGACACCAACUGAUCACAACUAACUUAGAGCCUCCACCUGGCCAAACAACCCCAAAGUGAAAAAAACAGUCAACAGGUGUUCAGUGGAGUUAGAAGACUAAUUUUGAAAGAAGAAGAAGAAGAAGAAGAAGAAGAAGAAGAAGAAGAAGAAGAUUAAUUUUUGUGUCUAGUUGGAAAGCUCUGAACAUUACUCAUUAUCUACUCAUUCAUUCAGCAAGUACCUUUUCAAAAAAAAUCAUAUACUAUGUUCCCUGUCCUAAAGAAAACAUAGUUCUUGGCCUCAAGGAUCUGUUAUGUAGUAGCAACGAAAAGUUAAUAAUAUUUCUGGGGGUGCUUCACAUAUAUGGUAAGAUAGUGGACUACCAGAAAGUAUUUGGCAGUGCUAUUCUGUGUUCCACCCUUUUUCCUCACGUUCAUGCCAAUCCUGGGAGGUGCACAGGAAAGAUAUUAUUCUUCUCAUUUUAGUCUUGGGUCCUGAGCCUGAGAGAGUAAGGGAAUGCCUAAGCUCACACAGGCAUUAAGUGGAAGAGUUAGUAACCAAACCCAGGUCUGUAGGCCUUCUCCACUAGACCCUGGCCUUUUUUUAGGAGUAUACGGCCUCUUGAGAGUGUUGGUAGGGGGUCUAUCACCCACCUCACCUGAGGGCCUCUAAGUUGGUCUUCAUGGUGAAUUAAGCCUUUCCCCAGUAGAGCUCCCUCAGAGAAGGUGAUUCUAUGACUAGGUCCCAUCCCAGCCGGACCAUUAAUUACUCUGUACUUCAAAAAAAAAAAUUACUCUGUACUUCUGCUUCUGUGUCUUUCCUCAUGCUCUUCUCUCUAGCUCAGAAAGCUACUUCCAUCUCCACAUGGUGAAAUCCUCCCUGUUCCUCCAAACCACCUAGUCAGGAAGCUUCUCUGAUGUGCUAGCUCUUUCCUGCAAAUUUUCCUCACAACACCGUGCCCCUGUGUCCCUCUACAUAUUAAGCUGGAUGAGAAUCCUGGGUUGACAUUUUCUACCAGCCUGGAGACAACUGCCUGGAAAGGACUGUGCUUCUUUCACCUCUGAGUCCCUUUACAGGUCCUUGAUAAAUGCCUCAUGAAGACCAAUCUCUUGAAUCUCACCUCUACCCAGAAUUAACUCCAGUUUAGUCUCUUCAUAUAACUGAUCCUUAUCUACAAAAACAUUUUCAUUUUAGGAACUCCCUGAAUUUAAUCCUUUCCACUGAGUAGUUUGAAUUUUUUCCACUAAGGUUUGGGUGUGUUUUCCAGAAUACUUAAAGAAUUCUCCCUCAAGGGGGUAGCUUGAGCCUGCAAUGCAAAACCCACAAAGGAAUUUGGAGACGAUUCUUUCCUUGAGUACCAACAAGGUCUGGAAAGACCUGGGCCUUCUGAAUCUAUUCUUGUUCUUUAAGAAUUAUAAAAGGAAGAAGAGUAAAGAAAAGAACUAUCUGAGGUGAUGGGUAUGAGAGCUAGCUUGAUUGUGGUGAUUAUUUUACCAUGUUUAUCUAUAAUAAAUCAUCACAUGGUACAUCUAAUUAUAUACAAUUUUUAGUUGUCAAAUAUUUCUCAAAAAAAUAAAGAAGUAUAUAAGUAGUCAAUAAUGAUAAAUAUCCUCCCAGGAGACAACAGCUUGCGUAACAUUUUUCAAAGUCUUUAGCAAAAGCAGAGUUAGUAGCAUUCUGUAUAAACAGACAGGGGAAGCUUUUUUUUUUCUCCUCCCAGUUUUAUCAUUCUGAAUGAUUCCUUUUUGUUUGUGUAUUGCUUAUCAUUAAGGGAUUAUUAUUUCUACAUACAAAGCUUCAUUUUUAAAAAUGUUUGCGCAUCGGGGCACCUGGGUGGCUCAGUGGUUGAACAUCUGCCUUUGGCUCAGGGCAUGAUCCCGGGGUCCUGGGUUUGAGUUCCACAUCGGGCUCCCCGCAGGGAGCCUGCUUCUCCCUCUGCCUGUGUCUCUGCCUCUCUCUGUCUCAUGAAUAAAUAAAAUAUUUUUUAAAAAUAAAGUAAAAAAAAAUGUUUUCACAUCAUCAUGUUAUACAAAUAAAAAUACUGUUUAGCAUUAAAAGUAGAAGCACUUGAA
Nyctereutes procyonoides (raccoon dog) is the source of this 2955-nucleotide messenger RNA. It is a transcript of the gene ADIPOQ, whose product is annotated as adiponectin, C1Q and collagen domain containing. NCBI's taxonomy places the organism in Eukaryota, Metazoa, Chordata, Mammalia, Carnivora, Canidae. The transcript has 4 exons. The record is from RefSeq and is a predicted model, not a curated record. Bases 164 to 916 code for a protein of 250 amino acids. Gene Ontology annotation, molecular function: protein binding.